Molecule: messenger RNA, 2999 nt
Organism: Cicer arietinum (chickpea)
Lineage: Eukaryota; Viridiplantae; Streptophyta; Magnoliopsida; Fabales; Fabaceae
Product: histidine kinase 5-like
Biological process (GO): phosphorelay signal transduction system; protein autophosphorylation
Cellular component (GO): plasma membrane
Molecular function (GO): phosphorelay sensor kinase activity; histidine phosphotransfer kinase activity
Source: RefSeq, a predicted model, not a curated record
UGUGUUGAGGAUAUUAUGGACAUUGAAGUCCUCAAUUCAAUGUGGCCAGAAGAUAUUGGAACUGAUGCUGGAAAACAGUUCAACAUAGAAAAGCCAGGAAAUGAUCAAGACAUGUUAGAAGAAGUAACAAUCAUAGAAGAACCAACUAUAGCCGAUUUCAAGCGUCUCAUAGAACUAACAAAUUUCACAGAAAAGGGUUCUUCUCAGUUAGCUUAUCUUAUGAAACAUUGGGAGUAUAAGCAAGCGAACGUCGCACGUCUUCUAAGAGAAGAACUCGACAACCUAAGCAAACAAAGGCAAGAUGUUGAGCUAAGGAAGUUGGAGAUAUUGGAGGAGCAUAGGUUUGAGGAAGAAAGAUAUGGUGGCGAUAAACGACCGGUUUCUAUAUUGGAUGACAUUUAUGAUAUAUGGCAACAAGAUGUACCUUGCAGGAAAAGUAAUGUUGUUGUUCAAAACAAGAGAAUUGAAAUUGAUGCUGAGUAUGAUACUGUUGUGUACUGGAAACAGCGAGCGAUGCACUUGGAAAAGCUUUUGGAGGCUAGUGUUCAAAGAGAAGAGACACUUGAACAAAAGUUGCUAGAAAGUAUCAAGAAUAUUGAAAGACAGUCAUCACCUGUUGAAGAACUGUCACAGAUUCUGAAGAGAGCUGAUAAUUUCUUGCAUUUCAUACUCCAAAAUGCUCCUGUUGUUAUAGGCCAUCAGGACAAAGAGUUGCGUUAUCGCUUUAUCUAUAAUCACUUUCCAAGUUUACAAGAGGAGGACAUCAUAGGAAAAACGGAUGUCGAAAUAUUCACAGGAUCUGGUGUUAAGGAGAAUCAAGAUUUUAAAAGAGAAGUUUUGGAGAAAGGAUUGCCUGCAAAAAGGGAAAUCACUUUUGAGACAGAACUAUUUGGAUCAAAGACAUUCUUGAUUUAUGUAGAACCUGUUUUCAGCAAGGCAGGGGAGACGAUUGGAAUCAAUUACAUGGGAAUGGAUGUAACAGAUCAGGUGAGAAAAAGAGAAAGGAUGGCAAAGAUUAGGGAAGAGAUUGCUGUUCAGAAAGCCAAGGAAACAGAACUGAAUAAAACCAUUCACAUUACAGAGGAAACUAUGAGAGCAAAACAAAUGCUGGCAACAAUGUCACAUGAGAUAAGAUCACCACUGUCUGGAGUUGUUAGCAUGGCUGAAAUUCUUUCCACCACAAAACUUGAUAGGGAACAAAGACAGCUCUUGGAUGUCAUGUUAUCAUCAGGAGAUUUGGUUCUUCAACUUAUAAAUGACAUACUUGAUCUUUCCAAGGUUGAGUCAGGAGUUAUGAAGUUGGAAGCUACCAAAUUUAGACCGAGAGAAGUAGUAAAGCAUGUGCUUCAAACAGCUGCAGCAUCAUUGCAGAAAAUCUUAACCUUAGAAGGACAUGUAGCAGAUGAUGUACCGAUCGAGGUCAUUGGUGAUGUUUUAAGAAUUCGGCAAAUUCUCACAAAUUUAAUCGGCAAUUCCAUCAAGUUUACUCAUGAAGGAAAAGUUGGGAUAAACCUUUAUGUUGUUCAAGAGCCAACUUUUACAAAAGAUGAAGGCACACUAAAGAUUACUUCAGGCCAUUCAACUAUUUCUGUGAAUGUAGUGAAAGAAAAAAAAUAUCUCUCAACAACACCUCAAAAUCAUGGAUUUAAUGAUGAGUGUAGAUCUCCGGUUAAAAGCGAAUGCUCAAUGAACGGAGACACCGAGGAUCAACAUCACUCAACAGAAACAACGGUGUGGAUACGUUGUGAUGUAUAUGAUACAGGAAUUGGAAUACCAGAAAAUGCAAUACAUAGUUUAUUUAAAAGGUACAUGCAAGUCAGUGUAGACCAUGCUCGAAAAUAUGGUGGCACCGGGCUAGGACUAGCAAUAUGCAAACACCUGGUUGAGUUGAUGGGGGGUCGUCUAACAGUGUCUAGCAAAGAACAGCAUGGUUCUACCUUCACAUUCAUACUACCAUACAAGGUCUCAAUAGCUUGUGAUAGUUCUGAUUACUCAGAUGAGCUCUCAGACAUGGAGCAUAAUGAUGCAGCUUCUGAUGAUACAACAGAAUGUUUCUUCCAAUUCCAACCACCAACUUUAGGCUCUCUAUUCACCUCUAAUGGAACAAACAGAACUCACAAGUUAUUGCCACACAAAUUUACUGGAUUUUCUGAGAGUUCAUUCUCAUUUCCCUCUACUUCUAAUGACAUCAUAUCAAAAGGGUCAUGUUCAGUUGAUGGUUCAUCUUCAGUGGUUGAUGCUUCAGAUAUGUGUGAAUCAGCUAGUUCAUCUAGUCACACCCCAGAAAUAAAGCACAAAUUUUUGAAAAAGCAUCCAUAUAAUGCUCACGGUAAUGCAGACACAACUAAUCAAUGUGUUAGUAGCAGCAGUAAUUCAGAAGUAACCAAAUCCAUAUCAAAAAAGCCUAAGAUCCUUCUUGUUGAAGAUAACAAGAUUAAUGUCAUGGUGACACAAUCUAUGAUGAAGCAGUUGGGUCAUAACAUCGAUGUUGUCAAUAAUGGAGCAGAAGCCGUGCGUGCGGUUCAACGCUGUACUUAUGACCUGGUUCUGAUGGAUGUCUGUAUGCCAGUUAUGAAUGGUCUUCAAGCAACAAAACUGAUUAGGACUUUUGAGGAGACAGGAAAUUGGGAUGCUGCAAGAAAUGCUGGAAUUAAGCAAAGUCUAUCAGAUCAAGAUUAUGAAUGUUUUGUUCCAUCUACAAAGCGGAUCCCAAUUGUUGCGAUGACAGCAAAUGCUUUAUCAGACAGUGCUGAAGAGUGUUAUGCUAAUGGUAUGGACUCAUUUGUGUCAAAACCUGUGAGUUUCCAAAAAUUGAGAGACUGUGUUGAACAAUACCUAAAGUAAUAAUACACUUGUAAUUUCUUCUUGUGUAUAAGAAUAAGAAUUUAGGAAAGUUUUGUAAUGAAGAGAGUCUGCAUAGUAGUUAUUAAGUUAGGAGCUUAGGACAUGUUGGAGCAUUAAUGUACAUGUAUUUCCUUAUAUGUAUUCUGAGUUUCUUA